AGAACGGCACCCACAGCCCGUUUCAUCAAAUGUCAUUGAAUUUUAACAAAUCUAAGUGUGGAGUUUUUUUAUAGAAGAAUUCGUGUGUUCUUGUCAUUUAGUAGUAAUAUAUUAAAUAAUUGUCUAAAUGGCGCUCAAUCCACAAUAUGAUGCAAUUGGAAAAGGCUUCGUUCAACAAUAUUACACAUUGUUCGAUGAUCCGGCAACGCGAGCAACCCUGGCAAAUAUGUACAACGUUGAAACAUCAUUUAUGACUUUUGAAGGAGUUCAGCUUCAAGGUGCUGUUAAAAUAAUGGAAAAAUUAAAUAGUUUGACAUUUCAAAAGAUUGGUAGACUAAUAACAUCAGUUGACUCUCAACCAAUGUUUGAUGGUGGUGUUCUAAUUAAUGUUCUUGGAAGACUUCAGGUUUGUUCAAAUGUGUAAUUAUUAUCAGAAUUGAUUAAUCACAUAAACUUAUUAAUGGUUUCUUGUUACGUUUGUAACAGACAGAUGAUGAUCAACCACAUGCAUAUCUUCAAACUUUUGUGUUGAAGCCAAUAGGAAAUUCAUUCUAUGUAGAGCAUGACAUAUUCAGACUGGCACUACAUGAUGUUUAAAAGUUCUUUGAACUACAAAGACAAAUGUGAUGAUGACCCUCCUCACCCAUACAUGCAGACUUUCGUCUUGAAGCCACUUGGAGAUUCAUUCUUUGUUCAACACGAUAUAUUCCGCCUGGGAAUCCAUGACUCUGCUUAAUGUAACUACUAAGUAAUCACCUUCCAACAAUGAACAACGUCAUUAUAAUAAAUAAAUGGUCAACACGUCAUUUUACUCUUGUUUUGGUUAACUAGGUAUAAGUUGUACAAUCUAAUGUCUAUUUGUAUAUUCAAAAGAAAACCAAAAUAGAGUCUUAAGCAAUAGUUUUGGGUCAGUAGAUAAUAAUCAUUAUAUUCCUAGUUAAUCAUGAAUUUGCAUUAUUUCUUUUGAAAUAGAUCAUUUUGUCUUAAGCUUUAUUUAUUGACCCAAAAUGGAUGCACUAGAUUUGGUAAAUAUUGGCAUUGAAUUUUGCUUGCUUAUUUUGAGACAGCUUUGGUCAAUGUAACGGUGGACUUUGCAAGUUACACCUUACCUUUUUUAAUAAAUAACAUAAUUUUGUAAAUAGAUUGUGUUUCACUCAUGAAUCUCAGAAUCCUUAAUGAGAUUUUUAUUAAAAUUAGUAAAGAUACUUUUAGUGACCAGUACCCCUAGCACGAACCAUUAUCGAAACCGAAUAGUUUGCGAGUACGAAAUGUCAAUGUCAAAUUUUGUAUAGAAACUUGAACAGCAGCGCCACAAAGUACGUAACGAGAACUAAAAUCAGUACACAUUUGACAAUGACAUUUCGGACUCGCAAACGUUACGAAUUCGAUAUUGGUUCGCGCUAAGGGUACAGUACCCCUAGCACGAACCAUU
Molecule: messenger RNA, 1432 nt
Organism: Chilo suppressalis (striped riceborer)
Lineage: Eukaryota; Metazoa; Arthropoda; Insecta; Lepidoptera; Crambidae
Source: the annotation of a GenBank genome assembly